AUGGAGUCGCAGUGCGCGGUGCCGAAGUCGAAAAAAGACUUAAAAGCAGCGCGGUUGGCUUAUAAUGACAAGCUCAUUUGUGCGGUACAGAAGCGGCCGAUUUUGUGGAACUUUACCCUGGGUGACUACAAACAUCACAGGAAAAAGCUUUCGAUCUGGGACGACGUGUUGGAGGAGGUCGGCGAAGAGCCCGAAGGCAACACUCCGCAAUUCCGAUGGAAGAGUCUUCGUGACACAUUCACAAAGAAAUUCAAGAAAUGGAAGGUAGGCGCACCAAGUGGUUCCGGCGCAGAUGGUGCCAAGGAAGUCCGCUGGUGCUACUUCAAAAUGAUGUUCUUCCUAAAGGACUUUGUCGAUGUUCCAAGCACCACAAGCAGCAUGGUGCAGGGGUGCACAAAGACUCAGGAGAGCGCAGAGGCCGUCCUCAUGGAGAUUUACAGUGAGCGAAAAGACCCGCUGGAGCACGGUGAUGCACCAGACAUCCUGAGCUCAGACAGCUCUUGCAGCCUGUCAAGUGAGGCUGCAUCACCAAAGGCACCACCAAAGGCCAGCACUUCAACUGCUCCCAAAAAGCGAUGUGGCGUAAAGUCAAACCGAAAGAAAAGCAGAGUUGAUGUUGAACUAGACAAGGUCGACGAGCAGCUCGAUCAAGUAGAAGAGGUUGACGAGUGCGCCCUCUUCGGUGAAAUCAUGGCCCACAAGAUGAGGCUGUGCCCACAGCGACUGAGAACUGAUUUUCAGAUAGGUGUGCUUGGGGCAGCCAAGAAGUUUGAGGGGGAACAAUAA
Molecule: messenger RNA, 786 nt
Organism: Ixodes scapularis (black-legged tick)
Lineage: Eukaryota; Metazoa; Arthropoda; Arachnida; Ixodida; Ixodidae
Exons: 4
Coding region: 1-786 (261 amino acids)
Biological process (GO): regulation of transcription by RNA polymerase II
Cellular component (GO): transcription regulator complex; nucleus
Source: RefSeq, a predicted model, not a curated record